Sinocyclocheilus anshuiensis is the source of this 3213-nucleotide messenger RNA. RefSeq names its product WD repeat-containing protein 91. The coding region runs from base 126 to 2321 and encodes 731 amino acids. Gene Ontology annotation, cellular component: early endosome membrane; late endosome membrane. NCBI's taxonomy places the organism in Eukaryota, Metazoa, Chordata, Actinopteri, Cypriniformes, Cyprinidae. Gene Ontology annotation, molecular function: protein binding; phosphatidylinositol 3-kinase inhibitor activity. The record is from RefSeq and is a predicted model, not a curated record. Gene Ontology annotation, biological process: early endosome to late endosome transport; negative regulation of phosphatidylinositol 3-kinase/protein kinase B signal transduction. The transcript is spliced from 16 exons.
AGCGUGCUGUCUGCUGACGUCAUCACAGGACACACGUGACGCUUGCGAUCACAUGACGAGCAGAAGCCGAAAACAGGAAGGAGCGCAUCAAAGAUAUCUAUUAAUAAUCAGGAUAGGAUGUGAGGAUGGCCUCAGCGGUGGAGAGGACGGAUGAUCUGGUGCGAGAGUAUCUGAUAUACCGCGGUUUCACCAGCACACUGAAGCAUCUGGACUCAGAGAUCAAAGCAGACAAAGAGAAAGGCUUCAGAGUUGAUAAGAUCAUCGAUCAGCUCCAGCAUCUGAUUCAGAGUUAUGAUCUGACGGGUCUGAAGGAGUACUGGACGUAUCUGGACCGCAGGCUCUUCUCCAGACUGGAGGACGUCUACAGACCCACCGUCAACAAGCUGAGGACCAGCCUCUACCGCUUCUACAUCAUUCACACGGUUCAGAUGAAGAAUCCCGAGAAGACGCAGGAGUUUUUCCUGAAGCAGGUGCUGGAGCUGCAGGCUCAGCCGGAGUGGCGUGAUUGGUUCGCUCUGCCCUUCAUCCCGGCGCCGGAGCAGAAUCCCUCCUUCUCUCCGUAUUUCUCCCGCCAGUGGGCCGACACCUUCCUGGUGUCUCUGCACAACUUCCUGAGCGUCCUCUUCCAGUGCAUGCCUCAGCCUGUGCUCUUGAGCUUCGACAGUGAAGUCCAGAGAAUCACGAGUGUUCAGGAGGAGAGCGAGCAGCUCAGACAGCAGUUAUUUGCUCUUCACGGAGAGUCGCGCCUGAAGAAAGACGAGGAGAUGGUCCAUCACAAACUCCCGCCGUACGUCCAGCACAUGGACCGACUGGGGGACACUGAGCUAGAUCUCGUGUCCAGUCAGAGGAACGUCAACAUGACCACGCCGUCCAGAAACUUCUUCUCCACCUUCCUCCCUCAGGGCCGACGGACCCCCGGGAAAAUGGCCCCGGGGCCCCAAUCCUCACCCACACAGGCCUCGCUGGGCCGGAAGGACCCCGCCGCCACAGCGCAGUCUGCGAAGGCAAAAGAUCCGCCUUCCGCAAAAGACUUGAAGAUGCCCACUGUUUCCACGGUGACGGUGGAUUUGGCCACAGGUCAUUCCCGACAGAGACGGCACCAUGACCACGAGAAAGAGAGAAAAGAGCUGCUCUCCAAACUCCCACCGCAGAGUUCAGAGAAGAAAAACGAUUCGGAUCCAGACACUCAAACCGAAGCUCUUCCUGAUCAGACAGACUCCACCAAUCAGACGCGAGUCUGUGAUGUGGGCGGAGCUUCAGUGGAGCAGCCCUUCAUUAAACUGAGUCAGGAGGAGUAUAUAGAGCAUCACUCAUCCAUCAUGCACUGCAGGGUGGACUGCUCGGGCAGGAGAGUGGCCAGUCUGGAUGUGGACGGGGUGGUGAAGGUUUGGGCCUUCAAUCCCAUCAUGCAAACCAAAGCCACUAUCAUGUCCAAGUCCCCGCUGCUCUCUCUGGAAUGGGCGGCCAAACCCAACAGACUGCUGUUGCUCGGCAGUGGCGUCGGCACGGUAAAGCUUUACGACACGGAUGCCAAGAAGAGCCUGUAUGAGAUGACCAUAGACGACAUCCAUCCACGGAUCCUGUCGCUAGCCUGCAGUCCGAGCGGAACGUCGUUUGUCUGCUCUGCCGCGGCUCCGGCUGCUCAAUCUGGUGUUGUGAUGGAGGGCGAAGCACAAGUUUCGGCUCCUGUAUCCGGACAGCUGCUGCUGUGGGACACCAAAACCGUCAAACAGCAGCUACAGUUUGCGUUGGAGCCGGGUCCGGUCGCCAUAAACUGCACGGCGUUUAACCACAACGGAAACCUGCUGGUGACCGGAGCCGCAGACGGGAUGAUACGACUGUUCGACAUGCAGCGCUAUGAGAGCGCGUUGAGCUGGAAGGCUCAUGAUGGUGAAGUGUACAGCGUGGAGUUCAGCUACGAUGAGAAUACCGUCUUCAGCAUCGGAGAGGACGGGAAGUUUGUGCAGUGGAAUAUCCACCGCUGUGGCGUGAAACAGUCGGAGUACUCGCUGUCCCAGGAUGCCGUGGGGCCGUUUGUUCUGUCGGGUUACAGCGGCUAUAAACAGGUUCAGGUUCCACGCGGUCGACUCUUCGCUUUCGACUCUGAGGGCCAACAUGUUCUCACCUGCUCCAGCAACGGAGGAAAUAUCUACCGGUUGAAUAAGGCGGACGCGGGUCUGGAAAGCGUCUUGUCUCUCGGCGGUCAUAAAGCGCCCGUCGUGACGGUUGAUUGGUGCUCAGCGAUGGACUGCGGCACCUGCCUCACUGCGUCUAUGGAUGGCAAGAUCAAACUCAGCACGCUGCUCGCUCAGAAACCCUGAGCUCACAAAGCAAGUACAGCGGAUCUGAAACGAGCAUUUAGAGCCAGUGAGGAAGAUGAUGAUGAUGACUGAAGCAGAAUCUCUGCUAACGUUUAAAUCACGUGAUGUCUUAUGAACCAAUCAUCCCUGACAGGUGACCAUUAGAAUAUCAAAACAAUGUUACUGAUUUAAAGACGACAAAUCUACAUUUUCACUGAAUGAUAUAACAGACCAUAUAGAUCCAGAGAGUGAUGACGUAUUAUAUUUUUCACAAAGCAUUUAUGUUUCUUUGCGAGUUAGUGAUGUCUAAGAAUAUGUGGAGAAAUGUUACUUGAGAAAAGAACAAACGAACUAAGAUGGUGUUUUUUUCUUACUUAUGGAACCAUAAAAUGCAACUUAACCAAGUAAUAAAGCAUCUGAAUGAUGUUUAAACAAAUUAUAAUUUUUUUGCGUCCUGUUGUGCAUUAAAAAACAUGAUCAAACAAAAUCCUGUGCAUCAUUUAAAGUGCGCUUUUGUGAUUGAAUUACAAAUACAACGACAAACAAAUGAAUUUGAAAUAUAUUCACAGCAAUAGAAUUGCAAGUCUCUUAAAACGGUUUUAAAGCAAAAAUAACCACUUAGAUGAAUGAUUCAUUAUAAAUGUGUGUUAUUUACUCAUGUACGCAGUGUUUUACAGAUAGUUAUGUAAUGUCCUAUAUCAUGGUAUCCAUGUGUAGAUAUUAAACCAGGUUUACUUUUUUUUUUAAUCUAGUCAUGAUUAGAGAUUUGAUUAAACAGGAUUGGUUAGUAAUUCUAUCAGUUUCAACUCUCAAGUGUUAACAUUUUCCAUUGUAAGUGCAUUCAUGGUUCAGUUUUUGAGGGAAAAGUAGUUUGAUUAUUGGUAAUUGAAAGGGAUAGAACACACACACACAC